Psylliodes chrysocephalus is the source of this 2040-nucleotide messenger RNA. NCBI's taxonomy places the organism in Eukaryota, Metazoa, Arthropoda, Insecta, Coleoptera, Chrysomelidae. The record is from the annotation of a GenBank genome assembly.
UGUUGAUCUAUAUUUUUUUGUCCAUUGCUUUCCCUAGAGUGCGAUUUCUCUCGCAGAAUUUUUGAUUUUUACUUUAAUGUUUGUAACUGAAUUUGAAUUAUUCUUUAUGCGAAAUAUAUUAACUGUUCCUGUUUUGUUUCAGAUAAAUCAACCAUGGCUGUUAUAGCAAAUAUAAUACAGGAUGUCAAUAAAUAUUUAAAUAAAUACCAAGAUCCCAGGACUGCCGAUUGGUUCCUGAUGUCAGGCCCAUUUCCAACAUUAGGAAUAUGUCUUUCAUAUGUAUAUAUAGUUAAAGUAUUAGGACCAAAAUUUAUGGAAAAUAGGAAACCAUUUAACUUAAAAAAUAUGUUAAUAUAUUAUAAUUUUGCCCAAGUCGUUUUUAGCGUAUGGAUUUUUUAUCAGAUUGGAAUGGGAGGUUGGUUUACAGGAGAAUAUAGUUUAAGGUGCCAACCAGUAGAUUAUUCUAAUAAAUCAAGUACAAUAAGAAUGGUGCACGCAUCAUGGUGGUACUAUUUCUCGAAAUUCACAGAAUUUAUGGACACAAUAUUUUUUGUUCUGAGAAAGAAGAACGACCACAUAUCUACUUUGCAUGUUAUCCACCACGGCAUAAUGCCAAUGUCUGUAUGGUUUGGCGUCAAAUACACCCCAGGUGGCCAUAGUACAUUUUUCGGUUUUCUCAACACCUUUGUCCAUAUCAUCAUGUACAGCUACUACAUGCUAAGUGCUAUGGGUCCUCAUAUGCAGAAGUACCUUUGGUGGAAGAAGUACCUCACCGCGCUUCAAAUGAUUCAAUUCGUCGCCAUCAUGGUUCACGCAUUCCAGCUACUUUUCACCGAAUGCAAUUAUCCACGUGCUUUUGUUUGGUGGAUCGGCAUGCACGCCGUUAUGUUCUUCUUCCUCUUCAAAGAAUUCUACAACCAAACGUACAACAGAAGGCAUCGACUAGCCGCCAAAGCUGCACAAAAUGGUGUUCAAAACGGCCUUAAACAGAACGGCCACGCUUCCAAAUCGUACGCCAACGGCCAUCUCAACGGCCAUCUCAAACACGAUGAAAAACAAAAUGGCGUCCAAAACGGCGUCACGAAAGUUAGCGAAUAUUACGUGAAUGGAUCUUCGGAGAUCCACCAGAGGAUAAGAUCAUAGUGAUAUUAGAUAAUUAGGGUUUCUAGUUAAUUCCAAUUUUUGAGAUGGACAAUUUACUUAAUUUAAUUAUUCAUAUGUUGAAUGAAUGAAUUGGAAGGGGAUUCGUUUGUUACUGUUUUUGAUGCUACUAUUAAAGAUUAAUAGGAAUUUAGCUGAACCUUUUUUAAGUUAGCACAGUAUUUAUUAAGGCCGUGAUAGCCUCGAAAACUAUGUAAAAACGUCAUGAGUGUUUAAAAAUACUUUAAAUUAAAUUUAGACCUAGAUAAAAAAUCUUAAAUGUACCUACUACAUAAGUAUAUUUAAUAAUUGACCAAUUUAGUUACCCUGAUUGCCAUACCUAUCUAAUCAAUUUUGAAAAGUGGUUGCAAUUUUCUACCAAAUACUUAAGACCGGUGUUUUCCGAAAUAUCUACUAAUUACAGCUAAUUGGCAUGUAUUAAUAUCUGCUAAUCAUAUUUAGUCAUGGUUUAUUGAUACUUAGAAUCAAAAAGCUUAAUGGUUAAUUAGCAUUUUUUUAGGUAUUAAUUAGGAAUGUUAAAUACAACUACUUAGUUGAUUAGAAUAACUAUUUUUUUAGAAAUGUCAAUUAUAAAAUAGCUAGGUAUGAGGCAUUUUGGAUUUACUUUAAUAAAGAAUCUAUUAGGUGAAGGUUUAGUGUUAAUUAUCUAUUAAUUAAAAAAAAAUAGUUUAGAACAAACGAAUUAAACGAAGUUCAAAACAUUGUAUUGGAGAAAAAAUAAAUUAUAGAGGAAGUUAUGAAAGUAGACAUAUGUUUUUGUUGUAUUGAUGUUCUGUUAAAAAGGAAUAGCUUAUAAACUAAUAAGAUGUCCUUUUGUAACAUUUGGCUUUAAUCUAAUAAUGUAACCUGAGUGUUAAGGCUGUAAAAGGGAUCUCGUGU